CUCGCCGCCGAACAAAUUCCGCCCGACAACAACCAACACGUCAGAGCUCAUACUCACGGUCACUACCGGAGUUGUUUUACUUCUUGAUUUCUCAAACACACAAUGGCUGACAACGCACCCCCCGCUGAGGCCGGCCCCUCCAAGAAUGCCUUGAAGAAGGCUCAGAAGGAGGCCGAGAAGGCCGCCAAGAAGGCCGCCGCCAAGGAGCGUGAAAUGGCGGAGCGUCUGAAGAGCCAGGGCGGCGAGAGCGCGGCCGAUGUCUCUGCGAACGACUACGGCGACCUGCCCAUGGUGGGCUCCACCCCGUACACUCCCUCGGGCGACAAGCGCAUCAGCUUCACCGAGCUCAAGGCGCAGGAGGAGGCGGUCGUUUUCCGCUGCACCGUCAUCAACGCGCGUUCGCAGUCGGCGAAGCUGGCGUUCCUGAACCUGCGCCAGGGCGAUCAGACGAUUCAGGCCGUGGUUGCGGCGAGCGAGAAGCUGUCGCGGCAGAUGGUCAAGUUUGCGGGCAGCGUCAGCGCACAGUCGAUUGUCCUGGUCCACGGCCUCGUCCGCGACGUCAAGGAGCCCAUCAAGAGCGCGACGAUCAAGAACCUCGAGGUUCACAUCCAGAGGCUGUUCAUCAUUUCCAAGGCGGAGCCUCAGCUGCCGCUGCAGGUCGAGGAUGCGGAGAGGCCUCUGCCUGAGGAGGGCGCUGCCGCGGAGGAGGAGAAGGAGGGCGAGAGGCCGCGCGUUGCGCUGGCUACCAGGCUCGACAACCGUGUGCUUGACCUGCGUGCUGGCCACAACAAGGCCAUCUUCACCAUCAAGAGCGGCAUCUGUCAGCUGUACCAGGAGUUCUUGAUCUCCAAGAACUUCACCAUGAUCCAGACGCCCAAGCUGCUGGGUGCGGCGUCCGAGGGUGGCAGCAACGUCUUCGAGUGCACGUACUUUGACCGCAAGGCCUACCUGGCGCAGUCGCCGCAGCUGUACAAGCAGAUGCUGAUCGCUGGUGGCUUCGAGAAGGUCUUCGAGAUUGGCCCCGUCUUCCGUGCCGAGAACUCGAACACGGCGCGUCACUUGACUGAGUUCACUGGUCUCGAUAUGGAAAUGGCAUUCGAGGAGGACUACCACGAGGUCGUCGACCUCAUCGUCGAGAUGCUUCUCUUCAUCUUCAAGGGUCUGCGUGAGCGCUACGGCAAGGAGACUGACAUUAUCCGCGAGUGGGCCAGCUCGGGCAAGCACAUCAUUGAGGACUUCAAGCUGCCGGCCGACGGCAAGGUCCCCAUUAUCCCGUUCAAGGAGGGUGUCCAGAUGCUCCGCGAAGCCGGUGAGGAGUUGGGCGACUACGAGGACCUGAGCACCCCCCAGGAGAAGCUUCUCGGCAAGCUCGUCCUCGACAAGUUCGGCUCCGACUUCUACGUCCUGGACCAGUUCCCGCUGGCCGUGCGUCCGUUCUACACGAUGCCGUCGCCGCACGACCCGCAGCUCUCCAACUCGUACGACAUGUUCAUGCGCGGGCAGGAGAUCAUGUCGGGCGCGCAGCGUGUGCACGACGCGGGCCUGCUGUCGCAGCGCUGCAAGGCGAUGGACCCGCCGGUCAACCCCGACGGCGCGGGCCUCAAGGACUACGUCGACGGCUUCCGCUACGGCUGUCCGCCCCACGCCGGUGGCGGGUUCGGUCUCGAGCGUAUUGUUGCCUUCUGGGCUGGCGUUGGUAAUGUCAGGCUCGCCAGCUUGUUCCCUAGGGACCCGUCGAGGGUUCUGCCGUAGAUAUGGCUGCUUGCUGGAAUGGGGACUGUGGAGAUUAUGAUGAUGGCUAGAUAGACGUCGAGUCUUUCGAACAAUGUUGUUACGCAGCUAUGGGUCGUUCAAGACGGCAUUUUUAGUGCAAUAAUGGUGAAGGUCCCGGAUGAUUUGCCCUCUCUUUUACUGUCCUAGCCUCCCCAUUUCGGAUACGCAGUGUCUAGCUGUAUAAAUCUAUGAAAUACUUUGAUACCUCCCAAACUUCAUACCUCCAUACUCUCACAACAUAUUUUGGGACUGUCCAACCUCUAC
Molecule: messenger RNA, 2037 nt
Organism: Aplosporella prunicola CBS 121167
Lineage: Eukaryota; Fungi; Ascomycota; Dothideomycetes; Botryosphaeriales; Aplosporellaceae
Exons: 3
Coding region: 103-1752 (549 amino acids)
Biological process (GO): aspartyl-tRNA aminoacylation
Cellular component (GO): cytosol; aminoacyl-tRNA synthetase multienzyme complex; cytoplasm
Molecular function (GO): aspartate-tRNA ligase activity; RNA binding; ATP binding
Source: RefSeq, a predicted model, not a curated record